CUCAGUCUCAAACCAUGAAUUAUGUGGGACCGUUGGCGGGUCAGGUGAUUGUCACUGUGAAAGAACUCUACAAAGGCAUCAACCAGGCCACCUUGUCUGGUUGCAUCGAUGUCAUUGUACUACGGCAGCAGGAUGGCACAUACCAGUGCUCUCCUUUCCACGUGCGUUUCGGGAAGCUGGGCGUCCUAAGGUCCAAAGAGAAAGUGAUUGACAUAGAGAUCAAUGGGGAUGCAGUGGAUCUUCACAUGAAAUUGGGUGAUAAUGGAGAAGCUUUCUUUGUGGAGGAAACCGAAGAGGAAUAUGAAAAACUUCCUGCUUACCUUGCCACUUCGCCAAUUCCUACUGAAGAUCAGUUCUUUAAAGAUAUGGACGCCCCUUUGUUGAAGCCAGGUGGAAAUGAAAGACCAUCUCAAAGUUCAAACAUCUCUCACAAAGUAGAAACGACAGUUUUCGCUCCAGGUUCUGUGAAAAAGAAAAAGAAGAGGAGGAAGAAAUGUAAACCUGACAAUAAGAAGGAAGACCGGGCCAUCUCUCCUGCUGCAGAAGACACUGCAGAUCUUGGCCUGAGCUCUGAUGAAGACAAGGGCACCCCAGCUGCAAGAGCAUCUUUAAAUGUUUCCUUAAAGGAAGAGGAAUAUAAGGAACCUUUGCUCUUUCAUUCUGGGGAUCACUAUCCCUUAUCUGAUGGAGAUUGGUCCUCUUUAGACAGUGCCUAUUCCCCUGUGCCCUGUCCUAAAAGCGAUUCUGAGCUAGAGGUGAAGCCCACCGAGAGCCUGCUCAGAUCAGAGUCACACAUGGAAUGGUCUUGGGGUGGUUUCCUGGAGUCCACCAAGGUCAGCAAAAGAGAGAAAGCUGAUCAUCACCCUAGGACAGCUACAAUUACACCAUCAGAAAAUACCCAUUUUCGGGUGAUUCCCCCCGAGAACAAUCUUAUAAGUGAAGUUGCAGAUAGUUUCAUGGAAGAAACUGUCUGUACCAUAGUGAAGCCGAAACCCAGAGCCCCAUGUAAACAGAUGAGUGAUGCAAUUUCUGCAAAAUCUCUUGAAUCUCCCCUGGAACCACCUCCAAUUUCAUCUAUGUUAGAUGCGGACAACCUUCCUGCUCCAUCCUUCGUGGAGACACCCUUGGACUCCAAACCAGCAGCAAAAGUAGAUUCACCAUCAAAGAAGAAAGGUGUCCAUAAGAGAAGCCAACACCAGGGACCUGAUGAUAUUUAUCUAGAUGACUUAAAGGCUCUGGAACCUGAAGUAGCAGCCCUUUAUUUUCCUAAAAGUGAAUCUGACCCCGGUUCCAGGCAGUGGCCCGAGUCAGACACGUUCUCUGGCUCCCAGUCGCCACAGUCUGUGGGUAGUGCCGCGGCUGACAGUGGCACUGAGUGCCUCUCAGAUUCUGCCAUGGACUUGCCAGACGUCACCCUCUCCCUUUGCGGGGGCCUCAGUGAGAAUGGAGAAAUUUCUAAAGAAAAAUUUAUGGAGCAUAUCAUUACUUAUCAUGAGUUUGCAGAAAAUCCUGGCCUUAUAGACAAUCCGAACCUUGUAAUAUGGAUCUAUAAUCAUUACUAUAAUUGGGCUUUGGCUGCUCCCAUGAUCCUCAGCUUGCAAGUAUUCCAGAAAAGUUUGCCUAAGGCCACAGUUGAGUCUUGGGUCAAAGAUAAGAUGCCAAAGAAAUCUGGACGUUGGUGGUUUUGGCGUAAAAGAGAAAGUUACAAACAGCUGCCAGAGACCAAGGAAGGGAAAUACGAGGUGCCACCAGUCAGUGAGCUGCUGCCCAGUGGGAAGGAGCCCCCUAGUGGCAGGCUGGCAGAGGAUAAUUCAUCCAGUGAUGAGGGUUCCCAGGAGCUCGAAGAAUCCAUCAAAGUGGAUUCUGUUCCCACAGAGCCUCCAAGCCAUAGCAGAGCCACCUCCUAUAAGAAGUCUCUGCGACUAUCAUCAGACCAGAUCGCAAAACUAAAGCUGCAGGAUGGCCCCAAUGAUGUCGUGUUUAGUAUUACAACCCAGUAUCAAGGCACCUGCCGUUGUGCCGGUACCAUUUACCUGUGGAACUGGAAUGACAAAAUCAUCAUCUCUGACAUCGAUGGGACAAUAACCAAGUCUGAGGCUUUGGGACAAAUUCUUCCACAGCUGGGUAAAGACUGGACUCAUCAGGGGAUAGCAAAGCUGUACCAUUCCAUCAAUGAAAAUGGCUACAAGUUUCUAUACUGCUCUGCCCGUGCCAUCGGCAUGGCCGACAUGACGGGGGACUACCUGCACUGGGUCAAUGAUAAGGGCACCAUCCUACCCCGUGGUCCUCUGAUGCUGUCACCCAGUAGCUUGUUCUCUGCCUUCCACAGGGAAGUGAUAGAAAAGAAACCAGAGAAGUUCAAAAUACAGUGUCUGAAUGAUAUCAAGAAUUUGUUUGUCCCAUCCAAGCAACCUUUCUAUGCUGCCUUUGGAAACCGACCAAAUGAUGUGUAUGCUUACACACAAGUUGGAGUUCCAGACUGUAGAAUAUUCACCGUGAACCCCAAGGGCGAAUUAAUUCAAGAACGGACCAAAGGGAACAAGUCAUCGUAUCACAGACUGAGUGAGCUCGUGGAACACGUUUUCCCACUUCUCAGUAAAGAACAGAAUUCUGCCUUUCCAUGCCCCGAGUUCAGCUCAUUCUGCUACUGGCGGGAACCAAUCCCCAAAUUGGACCGGUACGACCUGGUCUGAGGCACAGCCAUCUGCGAUAUGCUCAGUCACCCAUCUCACAACAGGGAAGGGGACUGGCCCUUCUGCUGGACAGAGGACACCAGACCAAGGACUGGUUGCUGCUGACAUCUGGGGUACUGACUUUCUAGAACAAGAGCAGGUCAGCUCCUGGAUUAGAAGCUGCCUCCCCUCUUCUUCCUGGCUCUGCUACGGGGUCUGUGGCUCGGGGCCAUGCAGGGACAGCUGAGGGGAGCUCAGACAUGAUGGCAGUAGCCUGGGCUCCUGUCACUGUGUCACUCCAGACAUAUGCUCAGUGCAGGGUUGUCUUCCAGGUGCCCCUUGAAUUGUGUGCUUGAAAAGGACGGAGAAAGAAACCAUGUGUGGACCAAAGCAUUGAACCAAGUAAAGUGUUCUUUUCCGUGGGCAGUUGAAAGUGUUUCUCUCGGAAACCCGGGCUUCUUCAGGGGACAGUGUCCACGGAAUACUGUGCCCUGGUUAGUGAUGACAGUUCUCUGUGGGCUCCCCUGAAACAGGAAGCUGAUCCCCAGGGCUGCUGGCCCCAGCCCCUUCAAUUGUGGCCUUCUCAUAUGACUGCCACUCUGGGAGGCCCUUGACUUAGCUUCUAGGGCCUCGUCAGAAGAAACAGAUCUUGCAGGUUAGCACUAGCCUUUGGUUAAUUCACAGCAGAUGAUUCUCUCUUGGGGGAGACUAGGAAAAUGUACACAUGCAGUUGAGUCCUGGGAAAGUUUUUCUCUACCUGCCACUAUGCGUUUCCCCUCUCCCAAUUGUCAGUUGCCUAGACAGCACCUAAGCAGGGCUGUGGCCUGUCAGCCCCUUCAGAGCAACAGGAACCAGGAAUUCCAGGAGUCGUAUUAAUAAUCACACAGACAGAGAAUCGUUGGAGGCUUCCAGGGAACCACAAAUGAGCAAAUUGGGGUUUCUGAGGGGGACAAGAGUGAGACUCAGGCACCGAGGCCCAUGGAAGUGAUGGCUAUAGCUCCGUGCCCUGAAGCAUUCCUCUUCCCCUCCUGGUACAGGCUCACCUCUGACUUGUGGGUACUGCCCCUUCACCUCCCCUAAGAUAACAAGUGGCUAU
Messenger RNA from Suncus etruscus (white-toothed pygmy shrew), 3768 nucleotides. RefSeq names its product phosphatidate phosphatase LPIN2-like. Gene Ontology annotation, biological process: positive regulation of transcription by RNA polymerase II; cellular response to insulin stimulus; fatty acid catabolic process. Gene Ontology annotation, molecular function: phosphatidate phosphatase activity; transcription coactivator activity. Lineage: Eukaryota; Metazoa; Chordata; Mammalia; Eulipotyphla; Soricidae. The record is from RefSeq and is a predicted model, not a curated record. Gene Ontology annotation, cellular component: endoplasmic reticulum membrane; nucleus; cytosol.